Molecule: messenger RNA, 1323 nt
Organism: Prorocentrum cordatum
Lineage: Eukaryota; Dinophyceae; Prorocentrales; Prorocentraceae
Source: the annotation of a GenBank genome assembly
CAGCUCCAGCUUGGCGAGCUCCUGCUGCAGCUGCUGCUGCUGCUGCUGCACUUCUGCCGCCGGCUGGCCGCCGCCGGCUGCUGCCGCCGCCGGCUGGCCGCCGCUCUCGGCUCCAGGCCGCCCUGCCGCAAGCGGCCGAGCGCCCGGGCACCCCUUCCGGGCAGGGGGCCUCUCCGUGUCGGCACGAUGCGCUCGCGGUGGCGGGCAGAGGCUGACGAUGCGGCGGUCGAGGUGGGCGAAGAGGAGGCCGAGUACGAGGAGGAGGUCAACGACAAGGCUGGGGCCUAACCCCCAUGUCGCGCGGCGCUGCGGCGGUGGCAGCCGCGUUGGCCCCGCUGCUCGCGGCGCUCGCCCUGUGCCCGAGCCUGACGGCGGCUCGAGGACUCCAGGAGCGCCCCGCGCCAGAAGACGCCUCUCGGGGCGCGGCUCCUCGGGAGCCGGCGCCGGCGCCCCCAGCGCAGUGCCAGGCCCGCGCCGCCGCCGGGCGCGUCGUUCGGCUCGCGCUCGCAGCGGACCCCUCCGACGCGAGCGUGUCCCUCCUGCAGCGGGGCCGCGGCGGCGACGGCGGCGGCCGAUUCGCCGCGGCGCUGGCGGAGGCCGCCGCCGCGGCGGCCGACCGCGCUAGCGCGCCAGGCGCGGUGGGGCGCCGGCCUGCGCUGUCGGCGCCCGCCGGGCCGGCCACGGCGGAGCCGAGGCCCACCACGGCGGACACGGAGCCGCUGCUGCUGCCGCCGGUGGACGUGGAGGUAUACGAGCUGGACGAGCGGCUGCGGAGGGAGGACGAGCGGCUGCGCAGGGAGGACGGCGAGAUCGAGCUCGAGGACGCGCGCAUUCUGCAGGAGGACGGGCGCCUCCGGAGCGAGAACGCCCACCUCCUGCUCGAGCUGCAGAGGGCCGCCGCGGGGGCGGGCGAGGAUGGGCGCGGUGAGCCGCCAGCCCCGGGCGGCCAGGAGGAGGGCGGCUCCUCGGCGCCCGACCGGGUCCGCGAGGCGAUCCAGCAGCGUGCUUCCGGCGACGCCGGGGCUCGUGGUUCUAAGCACCAGACCCUCGUUCUGUCCCUGAUCAUACUGGCGUCCGUCGCGGGGAUCUUCGCCCUCCUCACCGCGUACCAGUUCCACAGCUGGAAGGCGGCCAAAGCGCGGCGUCAGAACAAGCGCUUCGAGAACAAAGUGCUAGGCAUGAGGCCUGAUACGCUCCUGUCGCUCUCGUUCGUGCUGGCGGUGGACAUCGCCGUGUUCGUCGUCCUGUUCUGGUGUGGCAUUAUCCAGGAAUUCUUGAGGCUGUCAGCAUCGGUGAUCUACGUGAUCCUGGUGAUCGCAGGCU